This is a messenger RNA of Paramecium pentaurelia, 1687 nucleotides long. The record is from the annotation of a GenBank genome assembly. NCBI's taxonomy places the organism in Eukaryota, Ciliophora, Oligohymenophorea, Peniculida, Parameciidae.
AUGGGAAAUCAAUGUACAUCUGGUGACAAUGAUCCAUAUAUAAAUACCACAAAGGCUAUUAUAAUAAAUGAAGAGUUCAUUGAAGGAUAAAGACCUAUGAUAAGUUAAGAACAUAGUAAAUUCAACGAUGACGAUGCUAUUGUACAAUAUGAAUAAAUAAUGUCAAGGAUGUCGUCAUUAUGGCUGAUACAAAUUAUGGCAGAAAGUCUUUGAGUUAGAAUUAUAUGAAGUAGGCCAACUAUGUUCUUUAAGACAAUAUUCAAUUGAAGCUCUAUUAUUGUGUAAUUUGAUUGAAUAAUUUAGGGAUUGCCUACUUAAGGUACUUAAGCAGUAUUGUUAUCUAUAUAAACUAAAAAUCAAACUAUAACUACUAGAUAAGGAAUUGAUUUAGUAAUAAACAAUUAAACCAUUAGAUCUGUUUGAUUGAUCAUAGUGGAAGUAUGAGUGGAGAAAAGAUGAAUUUAGUAAAGAAAUCUUUAAAGCAUUUAUUAAGGAUGCUAUAACCUCAUGAUAGAUUGUGUUUAAUAGAAUUUGAUGAUCAAAAUUAUAGAUUGACUAGAUUGAUGAAAGUAACAUAAGAGAAUAUGUACAAAUUUUUGAUUGCUAUUGAUACAAUAGAAGCUAAUGGAUCAACAGAUAUUGGAAAUGCAAUGAAAAUGGCAUUAUCUAUCUUAAAACAUAGAAGAUUCAAAAAUCCUAUAGCAUCAAUAUUUUUAUUGUCUGAUGGUGAAGAUGAGGGAGCAGCAGGAAGAGUGUGGAAUGAUAUAUAAUCAAAGAAUAUUAAGGAACCAUUUACAAUCAAUACUUUCGGUUUUGGUAGAGAUUGUUGUCCAAAAAUAAUGUCUGAAAUUGCUCAUUUUAAAGAAGGUUAAUUUUAUUAUAUUUCUGAUAUCUAAAAAAUAGAUGAAUGUUUUUUUGAAGCAUUGGGAGGUUAAGCAUCAGUUAUUGCAUUUAAUACUCAUAUUACUAUAUCAUGCAAAAAAAAUACAAUUAAAAAAGUUUAUGGUGAUAAAUGGACAUUAAAUUUAUAAGAAUAAACAUUUUCUAUUUAUUAACCAUAAUUAUAAUUUGGAGUGAGAAAAGAUUUUAUAGUUGAGACAGCUGUUCCAUUAGGAAUGAUGGAUGAAAUCAUAACUGUAAAAAUGUAUACUGAUUCAGUUGAAACUGGUGAAAGAUUUACUAUUGAAUAAUUUAUUAAUAUAGUACCAAAUUUAGUAGCUGAAUAAAUUGUAUUUUAGUAUUUAAAUAUAUUUUAUCAUUAGGGAAGUAAUGUCUCAUUAUUAUAGAGUUUAAUCUGCUGAAAUUUUUAGAAAUGCACUCAAUUUUUGCUAUAAUUUAUAAUACUAAUAGGCUCAAUAAAGCAUUAUUGCAUUACAAUAAUAAAUCUAUUAAAUGAAUCUAAAUAAUCCUAUGGUUAAUUUAGUUUAUUUAGAUUUACAAUCAAGUUUAAGAUAUUGUGAUUAAAUGUAGAAAUCUUAAUCAUUUUAGGUUUUUCAAUUAAGAGGGUAGACAUUAUCUAACAUAAUUCUACAUGAUCCACAUGUAUUAAUAACCAAGAGGCAUUGAGAUUGUAUCCAACGAUCCAAAAAUGCAAGUGACAUGCGUUUAUUAGAAUGAAUUGCAAAGACAAUACAUUCUCUAAUUAAGACAAACAAAGAUGAAUAAUCCUGAUUAAUAUUAAUAUUGA